GCUCCGGGCGGCGAAGGGCGCCGCUGCGCCCCGUCGCGUCCCACCCGAGCAGGUGGGGGCGCGGCGCAGUGCUAGGGGCGCCGAGGGGCGGAGGCGGCCGCCACACCUAGGGCGCUGCGGGGCGCCCAGGGCUGGCGCGGGCGGAGCCGUCCUGAGGGCCGCGCGUGUCCCCGGCCUCGGCCCCGCCCCGCACCGUCCAAUGAGAGCCCGCGGCCGGAGGAGCUGUCGGCACACUCUGUCCGCAGCCCCACUCCGCGCCGCCGACCCCCUGCCACUGCGUCUCAGCCCAGGCAGCGUGCCCCAGGUCCCGAGCUCGGCGCGGCGUCGUAGGCUUCCGGAUACCGCUCCCUGCGCCCCUCUCCGGGACCUGGCGCCCCGGCUUCUGGACUCUAGGUGCCCUUAGGUCCCCAGCCGCCGGCGAGACUUAUGGCCCCCCAGGGGGGUGAAGUGGGAGCAGCCUGAGUACCCUCAGCCGGUGCCCCGUCCACGCCCCUCCGGGCCGCGUGGCGGGAGGCUUCGGGGAGCUAUGCUGAGGCCGGGUGGUGCGGAAGAAGCCGCGCAGCUCCCCUUUCGGAGCGUCCGCGCCCCUGUCUCCGCGCCUGCGCCUAGACCCACGGGCCCCGACGGCUCUCGGGCUUCGGCCCGCCUAAGUCUUGCUUGCCUUCUGCUGCUGCUGCUGCUGCUGACGCUGCCGGCCCGCGUAGACACGUCCUGGUGGUACAUCGGGGCGCUGGGGGCCCGAGUGAUCUGUGACAAUAUCCCUGGUCUGGUGAGCCGGCAGCGUCAGCUGUGCCAGCGUUACCCAGACAUCAUGCGCUCGGUGGGCGAGGGUGCCCGAGAAUGGAUCCGAGAGUGUCAGCACCAGUUCCGCCACCAUCGCUGGAACUGCACCACCCUGGACCGGGACCACACUGUCUUUGGCCGUGUCAUGCUCAGAAGUAGCCGGGAGGCAGCAUUUGUAUAUGCCAUCUCAUCAGCAGGGGUGGUCCAUGCUAUCACUCGUGCCUGUAGCCAGGGUGAACUGAGUGUGUGCAGCUGUGACCCCUACACCCGUGGCCGACAUCAUGACCAACGUGGGGACUUUGACUGGGGUGGCUGCAGUGACAACAUCCACUAUGGUGUUCGUUUUGCCAAAGCCUUCGUGGAUGCCAAGGAGAAGAGGCUUAAGGAUGCACGGGCUCUCAUGAACUUACAUAACAAUCGCUGUGGUCGCACGGCUGUGCGGCGGUUUCUGAAGCUGGAGUGUAAGUGCCAUGGCGUGAGUGGCUCCUGUACUCUGCGCACCUGCUGGCGUGCACUCUCAGACUUCCGCCGCACAGGUGAUUACCUGCGGCGGCGCUAUGAUGGGGCUGUGCAGGUAACGGCCACCCAGGAUGGCGCGAACUUCACGGCAGCCCGCCAAGGCUAUCGCCGUGCUACCCGGACUGACCUUGUCUACUUUGAUAACUCCCCAGACUACUGCGUCUUGGACAAGGCUGCAGGUUCCCUAGGCACUGCAGGCCGAGUCUGUAGCAAGACAUCUAAAGGGACAGACGGUUGUGAAAUCAUGUGCUGCGGUCGAGGGUAUGACACAACUCGAGUUACCCGUGUCACCCAGUGUGAGUGCAAAUUCCACUGGUGCUGUGCUGUGCGGUGCAAGGAGUGCAGAAACACUGUGGAUGUCCACACUUGCAAGGCCCCCAAGAAGGCAGAGUGGCUGGAUCAGACCUGAACAUAUAAAUACCUCACUCAUCCCUCACUUCAAACCUCCUGACUCAAAAGCACAAGAUCUUUGCAUGCACACCUUCCUCCACCCUCAACCCUGGGCUGCUACAGCUUCUAUUUAAGGACUUGGAAAGUACUCCAGAGGGACUCUGGUGUCCGAGCUGGUUCCUUAGCCCUGGGAAGGAGUUGACAGGGGAUGUAAAAAACCGAGCGGCUCCCUGACUCCCCACUCUGGAGGUUAGAAGGCAGAGUGGAAGAGGUAGGAGUCUUCAGAGCGAUAUGAGUUGCACUAAAGCACAUGGUCAAGGUUCAUUUUUCCUUUCCCUUGCAUUGGCUUCCUGACACAUCUUGUGUGUGCAAGAGAAAGGGUACCUGGAGAGAACUUCUUUUUUUCCUACCUGGCUGAGGGUAGAUGGGACAGAGAUGAAACCACAUAUCUCUUCCCUGGGUCAGUGUGAGCUAACUGCCUGGUACCCCAAAAGAAACUCUUAGGCUGAAACAUUCUUCCAUUAUCAAGAGCCUGGGAUUGCUAGAUAAGAGUUAGCCAUAGCGGACAAGUUCCAUUCUCAUGCUAUUAUGUUUAUAAACUGCUGUGUUUUGUAGGAGAAAAGAAUUAUAUAACUAUACAAACAUACAUUCUCUUCUAAUCUCUCCUUUUCAACCUAUAUCAGCCAGCACUGCCCCUUUUGCUCACUUGCUGACUGUACAAACUGAGUGGCAUGCAGUGCCAUGCCAUGCCUAACAAACAGAUCAUUAGAAUACCGUAGAACACUCCUAAGAAAGAGUAAUUUAGUAGGUCUGCCUAGGCCUUGGGAUUUCUACUUUUUUAAACUUUCCACGCAUGAUCCUGGUGGGCAGCCAGGUUUGGGAAACACCAAGUAAAAGAUAUGUGACUCACGGAGCGUGGGAGAGGGUAACAAGCCUGAUCUCAAAGGCCCACAUGAGGCAUUAGUGUAUACUAGGCAGGUAGAGAUCUCUGGCUUUGGCAAUUUGUAGGAGAGGAUUCUAGCCUUUAAAGCUGGGAGCAGGAACCAGUGGUUACAGAAGGAAGGAGAGCUGGGUCUUGGGGCCAAAGUGGUAAACAGCUUAGAAAGCAACCUUUCCUCAUUUAUUCAACAAAUCUUUAUUUAGUGACUCUCCAAGUCCUGGUGAUUAUUAUCCUUCAAUCCACAUCUGGCUUAAACUGGGGAGUUCCUUCUAUGCUACUACCCACUGCCUAACUAAGCUUGUAGUGGUAGAGUCUCCAGAGAUAGCAGGCUUAGUAAGCUAGAGGGCAGGACACAGAGUCCCCAAAAUCAUGAUGUCCUAUUUUUACGUGACUUGGACAGUGGUUACCUCUUGCCUGUUGAUAUUUUAAAGGAGCAGAGUGGUAUAGAAAUUUGCAGUUAUGACAGACUGGGUUGAAAUCUCAGCUGUGCCAGUUCCUGUUUUUGAUAUUUUGAGGAAGAUACCCAAAUUCUCUGAGCCUCUAUCUUCUCAUCUCUAAAAUGAGGGUACAGACUUAUCUCAGAUAUUGAGUUUUAAUUAUGCCUCAAACUCCAGCCAAUAGACCCUCUUACCAAAGCCUCUAACUGGUCUAGCCCAUCCUGACUUCUCUCAGAAUCAUCAGUUCAGGACUAUGAGGUAUUGACAGCAGGCUGUCUAUUAAGGAGCCUACACAAGGGGUUCUGAAUAUAGGCCACUUUCCUUUCCCGAGUUCCUCUCCAGCACCCCUGGGGUCCUCACACGUUUGUGGAGCAGCUUUACU
This is a messenger RNA of Balaenoptera acutorostrata (minke whale), 3451 nucleotides long. It is a transcript of the gene WNT2B, whose product is annotated as Wnt family member 2B. The record is from RefSeq and is a predicted model, not a curated record. Gene Ontology annotation, molecular function: cytokine activity; frizzled binding. The transcript has 5 exons. Gene Ontology annotation, biological process: neuron differentiation; cell fate commitment; multicellular organism development. Gene Ontology annotation, cellular component: extracellular region. NCBI's taxonomy places the organism in Eukaryota, Metazoa, Chordata, Mammalia, Artiodactyla, Balaenopteridae. Bases 527 to 1711 code for a protein of 394 amino acids.